Fonsecaea monophora is the source of this 4971-nucleotide messenger RNA. RefSeq lists its product as hypothetical. The coding region runs from base 1 to 4971 and encodes 1656 amino acids. Gene Ontology annotation, biological process: carbohydrate metabolic process. NCBI's taxonomy places the organism in Eukaryota, Fungi, Ascomycota, Eurotiomycetes, Chaetothyriales, Herpotrichiellaceae. The record is from RefSeq and is a predicted model, not a curated record. The transcript is spliced from 2 exons.
AUGGGCUUUUCGAGUCGACGCCCAAUUCUGCCUGCGCCCACAGACUCGUUGUUAGAGUCCGCCGACGAAACUGGUCUAGGUACGGACCUUGGAACCGAUCUCUCUCGACGAAGUGAGAAGACCUCCGAGACGAUACCUGACGACGGAAGCCCGAUUACCAUCACUCCAGCACCCAAGCGCACGAUUGGAAAACUAGCAAAGUCCGGUCAACAGUCUCAAACUUCGCUACUCAUUGAGUUAUUUGAAGGAGGAAAAACUUCCGAUUCUGGACAAAGGCGUCCUAGCCUACGAGUUCGCUAUACACCAUCACAUACCCGGAAGAACAGAGACAAGGGCGAGCGUCACAUCCUGGUCACCGAGUCGCCGACGGCGAGGAGGCCUUCUUUCAGCCACCGCAUUUCCCUUGGAGGAAACGAGACUCUUGCGCCCAACGUCAUUGAAGGCAGCAUCAGCUCCUUGGAUACAGCCGACGACUUCAGGCCUACGGUCCCCAUCGAAGUCGAAGUUCUACAGGACGAAGAUAGUGACAGGUCCGUCUUGAGUCCCCCUCCAGAGACCAGGUCCAUCAUCCCAGAAUCCGACAUUUCGUCCAUGCCAGCGGAGAGUUCACUGGGUACCAAUCCACCUCUCAACAUGUCGCUUUCUAGCAACAGUGUCAGUAUCACACGAGGCAUGUCCUCUCAAGGAGCCUCGUUGAAACCACCUGUCAUCUCCACCGAACGCAAUUUGAGCAAUGAACGCAUCACGCAAAAAGUCAUCGAAAAGUUGAGCAAUAAACCACGAGUGUCAAGCAGUGGGAAGCGCCAACACAGUAGCCAUAGUGGAAGUCGGAGCAGUGUGAGCAGAGAAGCAGAGUCUCUACGCACCGAGCCGCGAAUUCGGGUCACAAAGAAUGUAGACGAUGAUUCCAUGCAUAGCAUUACUGGCUCCAGUGGUAUCAGUGGCUCUCAAUUGUCUGGAGAUCCCCGGGCGACAGAUCAACGAUCAGCCCGCUCAGGGACAUCAAAUGUCUCAGUCACGAAUAAUCCGAAACUGCUUCAAACGGUUGAGGAUGCCAUCCGAAGGCUUAUAUUGCCCGAGCUCAAUGAGUUGCGCCGGGACCAGAAGCAUUCCCACCGAUCGCGGCACGAUAAGUAUAGCAAUCCCUCGGAUGUGUCCUCCAGUACUGUGUCACGAGAGGAUCGUCGCAGAUCAUCGGGAAGCAAAUCCAAGCGUCGAGUUAGUCGAGAGUCUGAAUCUGGUCUGCCUUCAGAUUCGUCUCGCCGUCACAGACGUCAUAAGACCGUCGACUACGAUUCACCCUCGGAGCACAGCUACGCGCCGUCCGAGUCGGUCGACAGCUUGGGUGAUGAGAAGAAGUCACGUAGGCACUCAAAAAGUCGGCAUGCCCGUGACGCCGCAGCUGGGGCUGUCGGAGCUGCAGCCCUGACAGCCGCAGCCCUAAAAUCGCACGAUUCGGGAUCGAGUUUGGAGUAUUCAGAGCACCGUCGAAGGCGGAGGAGCAAAAGCCGCAGCAGUCGCAGCGCAAGUUAUACAGAGAAGGAUGAUGUCUUUCAGAAACAUCAAGUACCGCCGAUGCCAUUUGUUAGCGAGAUUGGUACCGAUCUCACUCGAAGCUCCCUGAAGUCCUCAAAUGACGGACGGGCGGAGACACCAACUCGUCGCGAAGUGCGCGAAGUGAUACGUGGAUCUCCUUUCGAACUCUCCUCGCCAGCAUCCCAAGCAACACCCACCUCUAACGCUGUCGAUCUGAAGAGAGGACUGGGUACCCACCACGGUAACUUCUCGGAGCACGACUUGUCAACCCAUGACUUGUCAAAGAAAGAAGUCUUCGACGAGGGCAAUUUUGACAAGUCAUCGGAGGCAGACGAGCUGGAUUUUGCUACGCACGGAUUUGCAGCUCUGACAGAUCCAGAAAGGGCUCGUCAAUAUGAGAGAAAUCUUCAUCAACAGCAUCCCAUUAGGCGGGGUCUCAGUCCAAUACAGAGCGUGGCCAGCUAUGCAACAACAGAACCCAAUCGCAACUCCAUGAUGCAGCCACGCAGCUCGGACUCUUUGCACUCGCCGGGCAAGCAUAUGCGCGCCGACGACCAAGUCUCCGUUUCCUCUCUAUCAUCCGCGCCUAGCACUGACCUGGCCCGCUCAAGGCGGCCCCAUGGAAUGAGCUUGGAGAGCCGGAGUGAAGUCAUGGCUCAACAUGUAAAGUCUCGUGAGAGCACUCCUCGCCGAGUGAAUGAAGACACAUUCGGCGAACAUGCUCUCGAAGACGACGGAUACCAUGACUCGCCUUAUAUCGACAAAGUCACAGCGGGCCAAGAGGUCGUCGCUCAAGACAUUGGAUCAACCGCGGAAUAUGUGGAAGAACCGUCAGGUAUCGAGUCUGCAGUUGCCUCCCUAGUUGAACCUUCACUUCUCUCCGCCGAGCAUACAUAUUCACCCCGCCACAGUCAAGCAGACUCCCUCAGUGCUCGCCGGGUCAUGAGCCCUCAGCUAUCCCACCAUGAUUACGUCUCGACACACAGUGGCAGCCCGCUUAAACGGCAACUUUCAGACCAUAGCGCGAGCACACACGACUUCGCCCCGGGUCCAACGACUAUGAUGUCGUCUCCUCCACAGAGUCCCGCUCAAUCACUUGAACAUUACGAACAGGCUUCGACCAAAUCAGCGCAACCAGCGCCUCUGGCUACCAGCAAUGUUCCCAGUGGUCCUGUGGAACGUUCACCUGAAUCAGACAUCACCACCAAUCCGUCCAUCAUCCGAGGUCCGAUAGGCGGUCUGGCGCAGGGCAACACAGAACACUGGCCUUAUGAUCCAACACCUCCACACUCUCGGGCUAACCUAGUGCUCCCGCCCGUGAGUCGCGACAUUGGUUCAGCCGGCACAGAUCUUAUCCCCGAAGCCUUGUCUAUUAACCGUGACCAUGACCUGGAGCCAAAACGUGACCUCUAUAUACAGCCUCAACCUUUGUCGACACCUAUCGGGGCUAAGGAUGAAGGUUACGAGACCGGAGCAAACGUACCAUCCCCAGGUUUAUAUUCUCAAGGUCGAGGAGUGCGAGACAGCUUUACACCGGAAGCACCAGUUGACAAUGUCCCUAUUGCAGAUGAUCCCUUCACCACCCAGCGAGACCAGUAUGCCAGUGGGCUUUCGCAUGGCAUGUCACCCAUGUAUGACAGUGCAACAGGUCGUGGACGCGAUAAUAUCCAGUCCAAAGAUAUCGUGGCUCUCAUGGAUCAUCUCACGAUGCGCGACGCCCAAAGAAACGCAAGAGACACAGAAAUUCUUGUGACGCUGGUUCGCAGUGCUGCAGAGAUGCGCAACUCCUUUGAAGAUAUGAAAAAGUUUAUCGCAGAACAGGACGAUCUUAUCAUGGACACUGCUGAUAAGCAACACGAAAGGACACAAAAGGUCAUUGGGGGCCCGCGACCACAACCUACAGCUCCUUCUCGCCCAACGAUGUCAGCAACCUCGGAGGAGGACACGCCAAUGAAACGCCGCAACGUCUUUCAACGUGCGCUUAGAGGACUGGGUGCUAAGAACUCGCAAGAGUUGCAGAAUAUUGAGGCAAUGCUAAUGCGUCUUCUGGACGAAGUUGAGGCACUGAGGGUUUCGCAGCCUACCACAGUGACAAGGGAACAGCCUAGAUCUACGAGCUUGGCCUCUGCGGAUAAUGCUCGUGCUCCAACAGACACAGGAUAUGAGCCAGAGGGUCAAGCCGGGACCUCAUCAACUGGUGAUCGCUCUGGAUAUUUUUCCAACAACUCCUCUCGCCAGGCGGACUACCGCAACUACAAUAUACAUCGAGAUUCUGGUAACCGAGUGAGCACAGUCAUGGAAGGCGACGAAGAAUAUGACGACUAUGCGAAUAAUGCAGGCAGUGCUACAGCCGGGAAUGCACAAGUCGUCAGCCACACGCCGUUGAACACGCCCCCAAGACAUGAUGGAAUUCGACAAACCAGAGGUGGUUCGGUUCCAUUGAACACACCACCUCGGACGCAGGACCAAAACACGGGGUCGCUAAGUCAUGAAAAUACACCGCACCUCUCGGCGGGAGACGCAUCUGGAAGGAAGCACAAGUCUUUUGCAUCUUCCUUUAUUCCUAAAAUGGUGUCUCGGUGGUCCAAGACUACUUCAUCAUCUGCUGACAAUUUUCGCGCAAGUCAGCAACGAGUCAGACCCUACUCAGAGCACUCUCGGUCUGGAUCCAACCUCGGAGAGUAUGACUUCGAGCAUGAUCCUCAAGGGGAUGACCGGAUUCGGUCGAAUACCUCAUUCCUGCGAGAUCAGUAUGAUGAUAUAGAGAACCGGCCACCGUCUCCUUUGGUUCCAAGCCAGUUGACGGACAACCCCAAGUAUCAGGCUCACAGAAACAGCCUCAAUCUUCAGCAUCCACAACCUCGACAAGGACCAACAGGGCGCUUCCAGUCUCGUCUGGAAUCCGAAGCACAGUACUAUAAUAAUGAGCAGAUCUCACCGACUUCGCAGACCUCGUCGCAGUGGGAGACUCACUCUGGGCUGCAUCCGAACCAUCACACGACCAUCACCUAUGGAGGACACCUCAGCCCCAUUUCCGACUCACCGUACUCUGCAGAGCCAGGCCAAAUGCAUGACAAUAGGAGCAUUCGAUCUGGAAGCUCUCAUGGCCCGCCUCGGCCGCCGAAGAUCCCUAAUGAUGAGCCUUUGGUGCCGCAACGUCCAGCCAAGAUGAUGACGAUGAGUCCCACUUCAUCAAACAGACAGCCGACCUACGUCGACCAUGUUGCUGCAGCAAGAGCGGGAAGUCCAGCAUUCGACAAGUCUCCCGUCGCAGCAUUGAGAUCGCCACAGAGUCAGACACGAAAGCCCUCAGGGCCGAGACCGCUCGCUGGAUCAAGUGGAUCCAAGGGGGAAUUGAGUGCCGUCAAAAGAACUAGAUUCAGAGGCAGUCCAAACCAGAUUGAUAGCGAGGACGAAGCCACUGCUGCAUAUUGA